This is a messenger RNA of Odontomachus brunneus, 3041 nucleotides long. Its product is annotated as protein SMG8. Lineage: Eukaryota; Metazoa; Arthropoda; Insecta; Hymenoptera; Formicidae. The transcript has 15 exons. The coding region runs from base 204 to 2930 and encodes 908 amino acids. Gene Ontology annotation, biological process: nuclear-transcribed mRNA catabolic process, nonsense-mediated decay. The record is from RefSeq and is a predicted model, not a curated record.
AUUAUGGUAUGAGAUAUAACCUACAAUAAUUUGUCCGUAAUGAAAACAAACGCGAAAGGACAAGAAUUACCUAUUAUUGUACAAAAAGAAAUAAUGUGUCAUGUUACCAUUAUAUUCUAGGUAAGAGAUUGAAGACACUCGAAGGCACUGCAACAAAAUCUGUAGAAAAGGAAGAAACAAAUACGAAUAAACAAUCAAACAAAAUGCGACCGCGCAAGUUUAGAUUACCAUUAAACGUGGAUAAUUUUACGCAUACUGACAAGAAAAUAGUGGUUGUCUCAGUAUUUGGCAAGUCACAAUAUCGAGCAAAAGGAUGUAAAGCAGACAUGCUCAGUUCUGUACUCCAGGUAAAUCUCCUGGAUGAGGUACAGGUUGAUGAAGACUCUAUGUGUGAAAUUGAGGGAUAUUACAAUACUAAUGAAAAGACAGUUUACUUGCACUUGAGAGGACUCUUAGAUACUCAUACACUCUUAGCUGAAUAUGACAAGUUCACAGAGAAGCAGGAUUGCAAGGAUUUUCUCAGUGUAUGGGCACAUAUGAGAGAUAAAUAUGCUAGGGCUCUUUUGAUACUUUUUCACAUAUCUCAUGUAAUUAUACUUACUCAUCCCACACACACUUUUGACUACAACUAUGUACAUUUAUUUCGCGCUAUGGAUAUAAUCAGGCAAAAGAUUUCUCCUCAACUUUCUGAUGUGCUAAGCUGUAUUCAUAGUCUACCCAAGGAUUGGAUUUCAAAUGUCCGGCCUUGUUCACCACGAGUGCUGUUUUAUUUUGAAAGUUGUCCUGUAGUAUUUCAGAAUCCAGACAAUGAUGUUAAUAUUAAAAAGUUAGAGCACUGCCUUGAGGAUCAGAUUUAUCAUGUAUUAAGAAAAAAUAGAAUUGUUACCAAUAUUAGCUCUAAUUCUUUAUUCGCAAUACCGGCUAAUCAGGAAUUUGUCUACGUACACACUGGAAGUACAGAAUCUAGCGAUAUGUUAGGUUACAUGGCGAGCAAGUUGAUACAAGCCUGCAAAGUUGGUUCCAGUGGUUCGACAUCAAGAAGUCUCGCCAGUCUGGACUCGUAUGUUUCGACGGAUGACACCGAGGAAGAGCCUCAUUCGUUCAGGUUAUUUUUGCAACAACACAUCAAUCUGGCCUUUGCGAGAGGAUUCGAUGACAACGUCGGCCGACACUCCGUGCCUGCCUAUUUUGAGAUACCCACUCUCAAUGUGUUUUGCCAAGUGGCAAAUAAGGUCUUCGACUAUUUUAUCCAUAGCACCGACAAAGAACUGUUGGCGCUUCACAAUCUGUUGGACACCGACGUAAAGUUCAGCAAGAGUAGAUGCAGCAAAGUACUUCCAAGAGCUUUGCAAACUUAUCAGGAGAACUUGCCGCAGCAUUACACGAGAGCGUACCAUGAAUCGAAGUUGGCGCACGCAAUGGCGGUUUUCGAGAUGCACGCCCGUGGCCCAUUGUUUGAAGAGUUUAGUGAGAAACUGCAAGCCGAAUGCGACAAGCACUGGCGUGCCGGCAGGCAGAUGUGCGAAGUACUUUCUCUCACUGGCCAUCCCUGCACGAAUCCCAUUCACAAAGGAGGCAGUGAAGGUGCGGGAGGUGGAGAACAGACGGAGCCCAGAGAGGACGAUGGCGAAUUACCUGUACGAGAACAUUGCAGUGGCGUCAGAUACGUAUGCGCCUGCAAUUGCGGUAGAUACCAGAACUCCAGGGAGGAUCCUUUCAGCCUGAGACAGGCAAACUACGAUUACUUCCAACUGUUGGCGAAGCAGUGCGGUUGCGCGCAAUUGGAAAGCAUACAGUUCCCUGUAUUUCAGCCAAGUACACACAAUUUCAGAGCUGCACAAUUAUUUUCAGCAACGAAACGCCACGAUUCUUUUAGUCGCACUGGAUCUUCUACUCCCCAGGGACAUACACAAGCUUGCAGCUUAGGAGGCGACAGUUUGAACGGUGAAAUCACUGAUUACGGUAGUGGCGGCCAGUCACCAGUUACAAGCGACCCGAUCGAAGAGGAUAUCCCCAGAUUAAGCAGUAAGACUAGUCUUACGCCCAGCGAUGCACACAAAGUUGUUAUAGAAGUUACUGAUAGCGAUGCCGAGAAUUCGAAAGAAAAGUCGUUAGUCAGGCAACCAUCGACGACGGAAUAUCUACCUGGAAUGUUACACACCGAAUCGCCGGCUGGUUUAUUGCCGCAAUUUUCCAGCUGGUCAUUAGUAUGCCUCGGACCAAGUAGUCUUUAUUCCCACAAUUUAGGACUGCAGCAUCAGACUGGUGUAUUGCCUACAUCUGCGUUUCUGUUACCGUGGGACGUAACAGUAAGAUUAGAACAUCAAAAAGAACGAAGUUCGUUAUGGCCUACGAUAAACGACCACGGCGCUCAUGGCGGGUAUUGUCCGCGAGGUAAGAAUUUCCAGAACGCGAAUCCUAUUCGUGGUCGGAAAUCGAAAGGUGGCAAAGAAUUUGUUGUUAAGAUAUUUGUUGGUGUGGAAUAUGAAUGUCCACGCGGGCAUAGAUUCAUGGCGUCUGCGCCCGAUAAAGUACUGAAAGCGACCGGAAGCGGAAUCGUGAAAGACAGUGGAAACAAGGUAACGUCCAGUACGGCGGACAUGCCGCUUUACUUCCCAUGUCCAUGCAGGUCGACUAAACCAUUAAUCGCGCAGUUAAUGAGAAUCCACGUUGUAACGCCCAAAGCGCCGGUACACGUUACAUUGAACCCCCGAGUACAACCUGGUCCACCACCUUGCCCAAUAUUCGUCACUGGAUGUGAGGAACCGAUCAAACUUUCACAGAGUGCAUACUGGAUCUUGAGAUUACCUUAUGUAUAUAUGGGUGAGAAAGGACCAUAUUUAGUACCUAAGGAACCAGUACCUACCUCCCAUGGGCGUUUAUUAGCUGGGAUGUAUGGUAUCAGUGAAGUUAUGCCAGAGAAGAAAUAAAGGGAACUAUGAUAUAAAAUAUGUAUAUGAUAUCUUAAUGUAUAUAUGAAUUUGUUUAUAUCUGAACAGAUUUAUUAUUACAUAAUACAAAAGACUCGUAUUGUUUUGUAA